CAGUUGUCCUGUGGGCUCAGGGGUGAAGACAGGGGUCUCAACUGAGCUCUGUCCUGAUGACAAUGGAGAGCUGCCUGCACGUCUUCUCUCUCGCUGUCCUGGUGCUGCACAGCUCAGCCAGCAGUGCUGAUGUGAGGCUGGUGAACGGUGCCAGUCCCUGUGCUGGGAGAGUGGAGAUUUAUCAUGAGGGACAGUGGGGGACAGUGUGUGACGAUAGCUGGGAUCUCAAAGAUGCUGCAGUGGUGUGCAGACAGCUGGGCUGUGGUUCUGCUCUUUCAGCACCAGGAGAUGCUCACUUUGGACCAGGAGGUGAACCAAUUUGGCUGGAUGAUGUUUCCUGCACUGGGCAGGAGUCAGCACUCAGGGACUGUAGAUCACCUGGGUGGAGAGUGGAAAAUUGUGGCCAUCACGAGGAUGCCGGUGUGCUCUGCUCUGCUCAUCGAGGGGUCAGACUGGUUGGCGGCAGUGAUCUCUGCUCUGGGAGACUGGAAGUGCAGCACAGAGAGACCUGGGGCUCAGUGUGUGACUCUGACUUCGGCUGGCAGGAUGCAGAAGUUGUCUGUAGGGAGCUGGACUGUGGGGUUCCCUCACAGGUGCUGAAGGGGGCUCAUUUCGGGAAGGGAGAGGGACAGGUCUGGACAGAGGAGCUCCAGUGCCAGGGAAGUGAAUCUCACCUGUCCUUCUGUCCAAAGUCCUCCACAAAGACACAGAGCUGCACCCAUGAGAACGAUGUGGGACUGGAGUGUUUUGGAUACACAGAGUUCAGGCUGGUGAACGGCUCUGACUCCUGCUCUGGCCGAGUGGAGUUACAGUGGCUCUUCGGGGACUGGGGGACAGUGUGUGAUCUCUACUGGGACCUGAGAGACGCCAGGGCUCUCUGCCAGCAGCUGGGGUGUGGGGAGGCUGUAGCAGCACCAGGACAGGCCUGGUUUGGACAGGGCAGUGGACCAGUAAGAGCUGAUGUGUUUGAGUGCAGGGGGAACGAGAGCCGCUUCCCUUCUUCAGCUGUACCCCCUUCCAAAACACCAGAUCAGCUGUCUCUCAGGCUUGUUGGUGCAGGAGGCGACUGUGCUGGGAGGCUGGAGGUUUAUCACAAUGGCUCCUGGGGGACAGUCUGUGAUGACUCCUGGGACCUGGCAGACUCCCAGGUGGUGUGCAGACAGCUCCAGUGUGGGACGGCCCUCAGUGCCCCAGUGCCGGCCUCCUUCAGCCAGGGAACUGGACCCAUCUGGCUGGACGAGUUGGGUUGUCUGGGGAAUGAGUCGUCCUUGGGGGAGUGUCCCUCAGCAGGGUGGGGACAGCAUGAUUGUGGACACAAGGAGGAUGUGAGAAUCCUGUGUUCCGUCCCACUGGCUCUGCGCCUGGCUGGAGGCACUAACUGCUCUGGCCGGGUGGAGCUGCGGUACGAGGGCUCCUGGGGGACAGUCUGUGACGACUCCUGGGACCUGCAGGAUGCCCAGGUGGUCUGCAGACAGCUGGGCUGUGGGGACGCAGUGAGUGCAGCAAUAGAGGCCUCAUUCGGACCAGGAAACGGCACCAUCUGGCUGGACAAGGUGAACUGCACAGGCAGUGAACUUCACCUGUGGGACUGCUGUCACUCUGGACUGAAUCAGACCGACUGUCAGCACAAGGAGGAUGCAGGGGUUACCUGUACAGGGUGA
Messenger RNA from Lepisosteus oculatus (spotted gar), 1661 nucleotides. Lineage: Eukaryota; Metazoa; Chordata; Actinopteri; Semionotiformes; Lepisosteidae. The record is from RefSeq and is a predicted model, not a curated record.